AUGGCUCAUAACUCUGGGUUUUACCAACAAGGGCAGCCUGUACAGCAGCAACAACAGCAACAGUACUCGCCAAUGUUCCAACAACCAAUGAACAUAUAUCAGCAGUUGGGCAAGCCGCAACCGCAACCGCAUUUACAAAGCCAUCCCACAUAUACGGCUCCUUUGCAGCAACCCCAGCAGCAGCAGCCCAUACAAUCACAGGGGUUCCAGUUCAACCAACCCCAAUACGUUCAGGCCCCGCCCCAGCCUCAGCAGAUGCAGGCGCCUUAUGUUCUGAGCCAAACCCCGUAUGCGCCUUCACAGACGCCAUAUCAACCCUCCCAAACACCGUAUAUACCAUCUCAAACGCCUUUCUCGUCGCAAGCCCCUUAUCCUAUAUCUCAAACUGCAUAUGCCCCAGCUCCGAUCACAUAUCCUCAGCAACAACAGUCGAAUACCCAGUUUGUUGCGCCACAACAACAGCAGGCCCAACCAGUGUACGCUCAACCUACCCAACCACAGAUAUCCCAUAUACCGACGUCCUCGUUUCCGAAUCAAUCUUCGUCAGCAAUACCGCUGAACUCGUCCGGAUCGUCUUGGAGGGUUGCUACAUCAAGACCACCUCCAGUAGCUCUGUCUGCCACGCUAGCCCAACAAGCACAAGCACAGGCUCAGUCUGCUCAACCACAACCGCAAAUACAAAUCCCACAACAAGCGCCACCAGCAGCACAGCAGCAGCAAACCACUUCGACUCCACAGACUCCGGGCCGGAGACCUCUGCCUCAACCAGCACCAGGAGUAAAUGCAAAGACGCCUGCCUUACCCCCUCCAAAUACCCCUAAGCGUAUACCUACACUCCCCAAUGCAAAUGCUAUACCUUCGGGGUCGUCUAAACCCUUCCCGAUUGAACCCAUACAGACAAAUAUACCGCAAGCCUCUAAAACACCUUCACCGACCAGGGGAAGACCCCUUCCCACCCCUACGGAGUCCGGAAACAAACGAAAUACGGUUGAUUUAGGUAAACUCCCACAUACAAGUUUUGGGAGUACUGCUGGUAGUUCUGCAUUUUCUAAUGCGAGUACUGCUUCCUCAGCAUCAGGCUCGGGAUGGCCAGUGAAAAAGGUUGAUACCAGUCCUACAAGAUCAGUUCUUCCUUCUCUGUCAGAACAGAAAACAUCCAACAAUGCCAACGUACAGCUCUCAAGAACAUCUAGCUAUGCGGUGAAUCUGGCCUCAUCCGAUUCUUCACCUUCGAAGACAACGACUUCUUUCCCGAAACGUAGAGAGAGUCCUCCGCGGUUCCAAUCUGCACCAAGUUCAGAAUCUAACAGUCCGACCAAGGAGAACCCGCCUACUAGCACAUGGAAUCGUUCAAACUCUUCUUCCUCCACGAACUUGAGUUCUUCUUCAGCGCCAGCACCUCCUGCGCCGAGAGCCAUUGCAUCUUCCACAUCCCAAUCAUCAUCAUCAACCAAAUCGUCAGCAGCAGAUGCGAACUUUGUGGCUUCACCCACGUCCGCCACCUCUUCGUCGUCUUCCGCGACCGCUCCGCCCAAGAAAUUCGUCCCGAUGUGGAGACGGACCAUCCCGGAGAUGCCUGCACCAGCAUGGGGCUACGCCGCUGGCAUGGUCUCUGAACCGCAUCCCCAACCGCCACCACCGCCCGAGCCGCCUGCUCCAGCACCUGCAGUGGCUGCUUCUCCUGAAAAGUCGAAGGGGAAAGGAGGUAAGCUGAAGAAACUUUUCAAGGGCUCUUCGUCCUCUGCACCAGCACCGGUGCCAGCGCCAGCACCACCGGCAGCGGCACCAGCUCCGCGUGCUGCUCAGUAUCAGGCGAAUCCUAGUCAGGGGUUGAAUUCCGGAUAUCCUCGAGCGAAUGUUAGUCCUGUGCAGCAGAGAUAUCCAGCAUAUCAGCAGCAGAUCGCACAAUAUGCACAACCGCAGGCACAACCCAGAGCUUAUACAUCUCAACCGCAGCAGCAACAAUAUCAGCACUACCGCCAGCAACAACAGCAGCAGCAAGAGGAGGAGGAAGAGGAGGAGACGGAAGAGGAGGAAACUGAAGAAGACGAAGAGGAGGAGGAGGAGGAAGAAGAGGAAGAGACCGAGGAAACGGAGGAAACGGAGGAAGACGAAUCUGACCAUCGCUACCAUAUUCACACUCGGCAGCGUAGUCAGCCUCAGGCGCAGAGCAAAGGAAAUGCUCGGAUGCGCAGUCAAUCGCGCGGACGGCAUGCAUAUGAAGAAGAGGAAGAGGAACAGACGCCUAAACGAAAGGUUUUACGACCAAAAGCUCCGAAGGUCGACCCCUACACAGACAUCAGUCCAUCUGGAAAAGCCAAGAUCAAGCCCAAACUUGCUCCUCGAAGGAUGGAGCUAGAUGAAAAUCCCUCUCCUAAAACCAAACUACGCCCCAAAGCAAAGGCACUCGCGAGGUCUACGCUGGAGGACGAGGAAGAAGAGGAAGUUGAUUUGGAGCGCACGCCGAAGAAGAAGAAUGCCAUCCACGAGCGCGAGCGUCAGAUAUUGGAGGCGAGGAGGUUGAAGCAUGAGCGUUCCCGGAGCGCUUUUGAGGAGCGCGAUAUUGCCAGACAUCGACGAGAGCCUAGCGAACGGGAGCAGAGGCCAAGAUCGGGGUCGGCGUUUGCUGGGUCGGCGCCUACGAGGAAAGGAAAGAGCAGGUACGAAGAGGAAGAGGAGGAGGAGGAAGAUGAUAUCAGCCUCAGGUUGGCGUACGACGACGAGGAAGAGGAGGAGGAUGACAGCGAGUUGGAAUGGUUGAAGAAGCAAAAGGCGAUGAAGAAGAGAAGAGCCGCCGCUGCCCGUGAAGCUCAGCGCAGCGAAACUUCCAGUCCUCAAUACGGCAUUCGUGAUCUGAAGCCUGCCAAUCGACGUGCUGGGUCUGGAUCUGAUUCGCGCGCAGCACCGGCGUCACGGUACGGUAAUAGAUAUGAAGAACCCAGUGAGGAAGAAGAAGAGCAGGAAUACCGGCAAAGGCGUCCUGUAACCGCAGAGCGGCAAGUCAACAGAAACGGCAAGGAACGGGAGUGGGAUUAUGAACAGCCAGAACGUAGGUAUCAAAAUGUUGGUAUGGGGAACGGGAAAGGUACUGGACUGCCUCAGCCUCCCAUGAUGCGGGAUUCGACGACGAGUCAAGAUAGACAGAUUCGCGGAGGACCGAGACUGAAGAGCGCACCUAUCAAGUUUGACGACUACGAUCCGGACGAGCAUCGGAGGCAAACUUCUGCGCGCGACAAUUUGCCCAUGCAGUUCUCUUCAAUGAACAUGAAUGGGAAUAGUCAGGAAAAUAGAAACAGGAGCGAUAGCCGUGGAUCAGCACACUCGUCCGCCCAUUCAUCCGCCUGGCCAGUGGAUCUUCCCCGAUUACCAAGAACCCCAGGAUCUGCCACUACUCCAGGCAGUGUGAUGAAUGACGGCGGAGGAUACUUCGACAUCAAGCCUCAGCCCCAGUCUAUACCCAAUCCUCCGACCAAUUUUGGCAACAGACAAAACCAAAGCCAGGGAGAUGUGAACAGAAACAAUUACCGCGAACGCAUACAGAAUCACAGGACUAAUCUUGACUUGGAUGAUCCUCCUCCUCAAGCGACUGUAGUUCGAACUCCUUCUCCCGGUCCAACUGGUUAUACCCUCAGUCAGAGAAGGGAACUUCCCCAACCUCAGGGGCGACCCCAGAGUCAGGCAUUCCCACCAUCUGCAGAACGAGUCGCACAGCAGCUUGCCCGACGCCGCUCGCUGUAUAACGCUCCUUCUGCAUCAACUCACCAAGAGGAUGAUAACAUGUCGAAGCCACGAAGACCUCAAAGCCAGGUGUACGAUGUGCAGAACAGUCAAAUGCACCAGCAUAAUCAUCAGAUUGGGCGGUCACAUCCUCCGUCUGCGAGCUCUGCCCAGUUCGCGAGCGCACAGCUUAACCAUCCUUUCAAUGUCCCAAGACAGCAGCCGCAGACCCCUGCGCCACCUCCAACCGUAGGUAUCGAGUCUCCUCAUCCCAUCGGAGGACGAGAGAAGUUAGCCGAUAUACCCAAGAUGGAGGAAGACAGUAACGACGGAAGCGAUAACGAGCAUCAUCGCGGCGCGCCCAGGAUACAAGUCGAUUCCGCUCCUCCGUCAAUUCCCAUGAUCAAUGUGAAUUCGUCGCCGAUGGGAAAUGGGGGUGGGGGUGGUGUACCGAUGAUCAACAUCGAUUCUGUGGAUAAUGGGUCGCCGAGAAUGAGGAAUAAUGCGCCGCAGGCACCUCAGAUUCAGGUCUUUGAGGUACCAGGGAUUAGUGUAGCUGGACCUUUCGAUGGGCCGAGCAUUAGUAUUUCUGGGCCCGACGACCUUAAUCAACAUCAGCACCAGCACCCGCAACAACAACAACAACAAAGUCGACCCCUACCCCCUCAGUCUCGUCCACAAACAGGAUCGGACUUUGGUGGCCGACAAUCCCGCCCCGGGGCGGGUGGGUUGAUUUGCGGCGGAUGCAACGGUCCUAUUAUCGGGCGCAUCGUGAGUGCCAUGGGUUCAAGGUACCACCCGGCCUGUUUCAAAUGUACUGUCUGCAACGAGCUGCUGGAACAUGUCAGCUCUUACGAACACGACGGGCGGCCAUACUGUCAUCUGGACUACCAUGAGAACUUUGCACCCAGAUGUUAUUCGUGCAAAACUCCUAUCGUCGAAGAGCAGUUUAUCAGUCUGGAUGAUCCUGCAUUAGGAAAGAGGGCCUACCAUACUCAACACUUCUUCUGCUCCGAGUGUGGUGAUCCGUUCCUAACCCCUUCGGGUGGAUUGCCCACCAAUUCUCAAGGGGAGCUCGCGGUGACCGGAGAUGGCGAAUUCGAGGGAUUCACGGUGUACAAAGGUUACCCUUACUGCGAGGCAUGCCACGUACGACUCCGACUCCCGAAAUGCAAACGAUGCAAGAGAUCCAUUCGAGACAGCGACCAAGCAGUUGAGGCGCUGGGAGGAAAAUGGUGUUGGGCGUGUUUCGUCUGUGCUAGCUGUCACAAGCCGUUUGAGAACCCUUCGUUCUUCCAGAGGGAUGACCAGCCUUACUGCGAACAUUGCUUUAGCAUUAUGCUGCGCAACGAAAUUUAA
Molecule: messenger RNA, 5076 nt
Organism: Psilocybe cubensis
Lineage: Eukaryota; Fungi; Basidiomycota; Agaricomycetes; Agaricales; Agrocybaceae
Exons: 4
Coding region: 1-5076 (1691 amino acids)
Cellular component (GO): Z disc; nucleus
Molecular function (GO): transcription coregulator activity
Source: RefSeq, a predicted model, not a curated record